Messenger RNA from Zasmidium cellare ATCC 36951, 2037 nucleotides. RefSeq lists its product as uncharacterized. Lineage: Eukaryota; Fungi; Ascomycota; Dothideomycetes; Mycosphaerellales; Mycosphaerellaceae. The coding region runs from base 1 to 2037 and encodes 678 amino acids. The transcript has a single exon. The record is from RefSeq and is a predicted model, not a curated record.
AUGCCUAGCAUUGGAGACCUGGAUCAAGACUUCGAAGCCAUCUCACUGAUCACGUCUUGGCUCGCGGAUUCGUACCGAGAGGGACAAUACGUCAACGCUGUCCUGUUCCUUUAUUCAAUCACAGACGACACAUUCGCAUACCAAUCACGACGGGCCCUCGGAAUACUGAAAAGGCUAUGUGGCGAGAGCUGUCUCAGAGAUGUGGUUCUCAUCCCACCAAAGUGGGACCAAUCCGCGGAUGAAAAGCAGGACGUUGCCAGUGACAGAGCUCCGUGGGAAGUGGAUAUUGACCGCAAUGACAUGCUCAUGGCUGGUGUUAGGAUAAAGCGGUGUCCAAGCAGCAAGGAGUCCGCACUCGCUAUCAUUAGUUCCUGCAUCGAGACCUCUCGGGUCGUCAGGUUCCAAAUCCAGCGUGAGGUGGUAGAUCAGGGCUGUGAGCUGGCAACUACCACAGUCGGCAACCAGUUGAGGGUGGACUUGGUCCGAAGACAAGAUGAACUUAGGCAAGAACGGCUUGCACUGAUAGCUAAAGGACCUCCGGAGGGCACGGCCACGAUGGGCGCGGAACGUGAAGAGACGAAAGCCAUCGAUCGUCGCCUCGAAGAGAAUACCAGGUUGACUAGACGCAUUAAAAAGGCAGUGAGCUCAUUGCACACACAAGAACGUGGACUCGAACCAAGGGUACUGGGCUCAAGCCAACCAAGACCACCUGUAUCACGAUUACCCCCUAUGCUUGGGAACUUCCAGUCGUUGACAUUGGCAAAAGACACACCCUCUAGGGAACAGAGUCUGCACCGAGCUCGCGAUCCCCUGAGCGAAGCUGUCGCAACAGGCAGUCUAAGCUUCCUGCAGAUGAUACUAGAGCGGGACUUCGCAACAAUUGCCAUAGGGUCAUGGGAAUGGCUGACUGAGCUGGAACAGCUGGGCUACACCAAGAGUGAGGUCGCCGAACUGCUCCUGGAGCAGAGAAAUGACCAGCUCUCGAUUGUCUUCGCUCCAUGGAUAUUGGAAGAUCGUUCUCCUAGAAUCAAAUUUCAUGUAACCGGCUGUGUGCAUGACGGAGGCUGCCAUUCACCCGCGAUUCCACUCGAAGUCAACCCUUGUCCUGCGGAUGCUGCCCGAAACUUGCGACGUGAGACUGCCUCGCUUUGUGGUCUCGGUGGUGUAAUUCCUUCAUCCCAGGAGAAGGAUUGGUGGAAAACACUCGCUAAGUUCCCAGAUUCCUCAACCGCUGUAAUUCACUACCAGAGCCUUGCAACGGACGUUUCGGUCUUGACUCGAUACCUGGCUACUGCUAUGCGCCGGGUCUGUACUGCACUGAACAUCGUCCAAGACGCCAAGGCAUGUUGCAACAGGUUCACGGUGCUCGUUCAAAAGCCCCGCUCAGAAGUCAUCACCAUGCGUACAAUCAAUUUCAGCGACGCUGUGUGGUUCUCCCAUGUUCUGGCGGAGAUCAACAGAGGCCUCUAUGCUGCUUCUUUGACUCGAUGCCAAAGCACCGCCCGGGCGAUACUGGAUGAUCUUGGCAUGCCGGUUACGAAUUCAGGAGGGCCUAGUGUAUUCGAUGUACUACAUGACUGUGCGCUCGCCGUGCAGUUCUUGUCGCUUGGCCUCGUUUCGUAUCUCCAAGCUCAUAUCGGCAAGCUCGAGUCUUUCUUCUUGGAAGCGAAGCUCGCAAACAUCAAGCUUCUGGGCUCAACAUCAUACGGUUCCUCGAAAGGCUCUAUAAGUGCGGCACUCCGGCGAUUUACAUGUCUAGACGACAUGACAAGUUUUCCAGUCUUGAUAUUCACUCGAACUAGCACAACACUCGCAGAUAGCUCACCACAGUUGGACUUGCUCGCAAAACCAGAAGACCUUCUUGACACCUGGGGUCCCGGGGAAAUGAUCCGAGAACCAGAAGACGGCGAGACUCGUUUCCGGGCACUGACAGUACGAGGUGGUAUAAUUCAUCCUUCAUCCGGAACAACCUUCCACUGGAGGAGGCUUGAGAGCCAUGCGAGCGCGAUUGACGAAGAAUCGUUCGCCAUGAAUUAG